GAAAGAUAAAAGAAGCUAAAAUUGUGAUAGCUUCGAUGGUAAAAGCAGGUGUGGAACCUAAUGUUAUUACUUAUAGUACAUUAAUGGAGGGAUACUGCAUGGUUAAUGAAGUGAGAAAAGCAAAGCAUGUAUUCAACACUAUGUCCCAAAUAGGAGUGGCACCUGAUGUUUAUAGCUACAAUAUCAUGAUUGAUGGAUUAUGUAAGAAGAAAAUGGUAGAUGAAGCCAUCAAUCUUUUUGAAGACAUGCAACGCGAAAAUAUGAUUCCUGAUACAAUAACUUAUAGUUCACUUAUUGAUGGUCUGUGCAAAUCGGGAAGGAUAGCUGAUGUUUGGAAUCUUGUUGAUGAGAUGCAUGAUAGAGGUCAACCUGCCAAUAUAAUUACCUACAGUUCCUUAUUGGAUGCUUUAUGCAAAAAUGGUCAUCUAGACAGAGCAAUUUCAUUAUUCAAGAAAAUGAUUAGUUGGAGAAUUCAGCCAGAUAAGUACACAUACACCAUACUUAUUGAUGGACUGUGCAAAGGUGGAAGACUUGAGAAAGCACAAGAAGCUUUUCAGUAUCUUUUGAUUAAAGGCCAUCAUCUGAAUGUCGUGACAUAUAAUGCUAUGAUCAAUGGACUUUGUAAAGUGGGGUUAUUUGAUGAAGCAUUGGCAUUGCAGUCAAAAAUGGAAGAGAAAGGUUGCAUCCCUGAUGCUAUAACUUUUGAAAUAAUUAUUUAUGCUCUAUUUGAAAAAGACGAGAAUGAUAAGGCUGAGAAAUUGCUUCGAGAAAUGAUUGCUAGAGGCUUAUUGUAAGAGUUAAACUUGGUGAGAUGCUUUCUUGUUACUAAUAAAUAACUCAUUGAAAGCAAAAAGUAGUCUAUCAUUCAUUAUAACUCAUUGAAAGCAAAAAGUAGUCAAUCAUUCAUUCUCUUUAUUCGUAUUUACUAUCCCUUAGCUACUUUCAAUUGUUUAUAUAUGCAAUUGUGUUCCAAUGAAUCAGCUUCUUUAAUCUACUGAUGGUCAUUAUGUUAACUAUUUUCAAUCCAAUUCUGACUAAUAUGUGUUUCAUCUUGGGUUUAGGGUGAAAUUUUUCAGUCAGUUUAAUUUCGUCUCUUAUUUUACUAGGAUAUUUUUCUAUCGUUCUGUUGUGUUUUACAUUUUUCUCAACGAAAUUGUUAAAGCUUUUUAAAGGACCAAUUCAUUUUUUUUCCACACUCUACCACUGAU
Cajanus cajan (pigeon pea) is the source of this 1208-nucleotide messenger RNA. The record is from RefSeq and is a predicted model, not a curated record. Lineage: Eukaryota; Viridiplantae; Streptophyta; Magnoliopsida; Fabales; Fabaceae.